UCCGCGGUGACGUGUAGCAGUGCUGAGUCCGGAAGAGCGCGAGCGGCUCCGCAGCGCGAGGUAAACAGUAUAGAUAAUUUAUCGGUUAUUGAUUAAUCUGCGGGUUUAAUCCGCGCGAGGACCGAGCUCUCACACUCAGCCAUGGCCCGGGUAUCGCUGCUGCUGCUCCCGGUCCUUCUGUCCGUAACCCAGGCCCGGAUACACCGACUCUUCCUGCGCAACGAGACUCGGUUUGUGGUUCAUCUGAACACGUUUGGUUAUUUUGUUAAUGGAACUCUGGAGGUUAAACUGGUUUCCCUCCAGCUCCCAGCAGAGGGCAGCACUGACUCCUCCACAGUGGGCUUCAGUCUGGCUCGGUCUCGAGUGAAUGGAGUUCUUUCUUAUACAGCGGAGGACACAGAGACGUGCACUCUAUUAAAAUCCAAAAGUGACGAUACACUCAUUCUGUUCACCAUCGACCCACACACCCGCAGUGUGGAGGUAAAGUCGUUUAAUGAGAAGGACAGCACCUUAACAGGUUACAAGGAAAAAACGCAGGGAAAGGAAGCAGGAAAAGGUGAAGCAGGAAAAGGUGAAGCAGGAAAAGGUGAAGCAGGAAAAGGUGAAGCAGGAAAAGACGAAGCAGGAAAAGACGAAGCAGGAAAAGGCGAAGCAGGAAAAGGCGAAGCAGGAAAAGGCGAAGCAGGAAAAGGCGAAGCAGGAAAAGGUGAAGCAGGAAAAGGUGAAGCAGGAAAAGACGAAGCAGGAAAAGGUGAAGCAGGAAAAGACGAAGCAGGAAAAGACGCUGGUAAAGAGGUGAAGGAGAAGAGUGUGGAGACGGAAGUCGUCAGUGUGACGGGGAAGGAGAUGUAUGGACUGAAGCUGGCUUUGAUUAAGUUCAAAGAAAACUCCUACAACUUCACAUUUAACAUCACUAUCGGAGCUGAAGAUCAGGGGCUCUACAACCUGAACUUCCACAACUGCCGCAACAUGAGACCCGGCGUCCUCAGCCCGUACUCUCUCAACGUGGAGAUAGUGGAGAAGAACCCGGCUGGUUUUCUCUCGGCUGCUGAGAUCCCGCUGCCUCGUCUCUACAUCAGCAUGGCGGCCAUGUUUCUCACCGCUGCUGUAGUGUGGACGUACACCCUGCUCAAACACCGGUACAGUGUGUUUAAAAUCCACUGGCUGAUGGCAGCGCUGGCUUACACCAAAACCAUAUCUCUGGUGUUCCACAGUAUUAAUUAUCACUUCAUCAAUAAAGAGGGUCAUCCGAUCGAAGGCUGGGCGGUGAUGUACUACAUAACUCACCUACUGAAGGGGGCGCUGCUGUUCAUCACUCUGGCUCUAAUAGGAACCGGAUUCGCCUUCGUGAAGUACAUCCUCUCCGACAAAGAGAAGAAGAUCUUCAUGAUCGUCAUUCCUCUGCAGGUUCUGGCUAACGUGGCGUAUAUCAUCAUCGAGGAGACGGAGGAGGCGUCGAGCGAGUACGCUCUGUGGAGGGAGAUCCUGUUCCUGGUGGAUCUGAUCUGCUGUGGAGCCAUCCUCUUCCCCGUCGUCUGGUCUAUUCGACACCUGCAGGAGGCUUCCACCACUGACGGCAAAGCUGCAAUUAAUCUGGAGAAGCUGAAGCUGUUUAGGCAUUACUAUGUGAUGAUUGUGUGUUAUAUCUACUUCACCAGGAUUAUUGCCAUCCUGCUGAAGGUCACAGUGCCCUUCCAGUGGCAGUGGUGUCAGGAGUUUCUGAUCGAGGUCUCGACGCUGGUGUUCUUCGUGUUGACGGGCUUUAAGUUCCGGCCGGCGUCCAACAACCCGUACCUGCAGCUUCCUCAGGACGAGGAGGACCUGGAGAUGGACGAAGUGGUUACGGAGUCGGGGGCGCUGGAGGGAAUCUCGAAGGUCAAGAAGACGUCGAAUGGCCGAGAGCGACAGAGAGACCCCGCCUUGUGAUUGUGAUGUCACUGUGGGGGAGGGGCGGAGCUUGGACUUUUAAACCCCGCCCCCUUUUUCUUUAAUCGCCAUUCCGCCUGUGGGAGCUUACUCAGCGACCCUGGCCUGAGCUAUGCAAGAGGAGAAGAGGCGAGAACGGUUUCGGAGUUUCCGAACAGUUGCUGAGCUUUCUGUACGACGAAGUGUGUGUGUGUGUGUGUGUGUGUGUGUGUGUGUGUGUGUGUGUGUGUGUUAAGGACUGUUUAUUUGUUGAGAUAGGCCUUCACUCAGAUCUGAAGGGCUUCUUCUUUCAUAUCUUCUCCUGAUUCCUCCUCAAAGCAUCACCCAGAGUUCCCAGCAUUCCUUGCGCUUCGUUCACACAGUAAACGUACGAUUAUCCCAAAUUCGAUUUCUCUUUUAGUCUGUUCACACUGUAAUAUAUUUAAUGUGAUUUAUUUCUGACAGUCUGAACAGUUUACGCUCCUAAACUGAAGCUCAUACGCUAAAGAGCAGCAUUCGCUUCACGUGAAGUUUCGGUUUUAUUUUCUCCAGCAUCUCAGGAGCUAGUUUACGAUCUUUAUUUGGACACGCCCACUUUUUGUUUUCCUGUUUUUGCCGUUUCUUUAAACGUAAUUUUUUUAAGCUUUUUAUAUUUUUCUUUGACGCUGCAGAAGCUACAAUGUGGUUACGAUAUGAGACUUCUAAUAUUAUUUGCCUUUAUUUUGAAAGGGGUUAUAUAUGAUGCAGAUGUGUUGUAUGAGUGUGGCAGUGUGAACAGAAAAAAAAACAUACUGAAUCUGAUUUUUUCAAUCCCGAUUUGGUCCAAAUGUGGUACUGAUAUUGUUUAUAUAUAUUUCCAAUACGUUAAUUUCAUCAGAUUUUAUGCAGCUUUUACAUUUCACUUACUAAUGUAAAAGAAGAACUCAAAAGUGGGUGUAAAUGGGUGUAAACAACCCAUUUUUCAUAUUUAGAUUCAUAUUCUUAGCUUUAAAAUUUUGGUCCCCAUUUUUAAAACCCACUUUGUCGGUAAUGUGACUCCUCAGUCUGAAGGUCCACAACAGUUGAUUUCAUGAGACGUUUACGUGAAGCAGAAGAGGAAAAAAAGCCUGAAGCACUGAAAUUAACAUUUCUAGUCAAAAUUACCAAAAAAAAAUUUUUGGUCAAAAAAUUUGAUGUUAUAAAUUAUUUAAUAUUUUUACUAAUUUAAACAAAAACGUUUUUUAAUGAAGUGAUCAUUGAAAACAGAACUGAAACUUAAAAAAAAAAACUUUUGUUGUUUUUACUGUUCACAUUGCCACGGAAAAACACAUCUGCAACCAAAAAAAUGUAACCAAAAAUAUCAUUUUUGGCCACUUUAUUUUUUUCACACUGCUGUGUGAACGCAGCCAUAGUCCUUUCCACUGAUUCUUUUUUUCUUGCUCUCUUUUUUAUCUGAGGGCAGUGGAGCUCCAAAGAUGUACAAUCGUUUGUAGAAAAUCUACUUUUUGUUUGGUUUUGUUGUUAAUUCAGUCUAUUUUUUUCUUCUUCUUUAUUAUUUAAUAUCUUCUGUAAAGCGCUAACAAACUUUUAUCUGAUUUUGUCUGAUAGCUGAUGUCCUUAACCCAUCCUUUAUCAGGAAGAGUUGAGGUGUACGAUUUGUUUUGGAACUCGAUUCUUUACUAAAUCCAACCUUAUCAGUUACAACCAAAAAAUAAAAUUACAUAAAAUUACAUCCACAGUGCACAAACAGCUGGUCUGAAGUCUGGAUUAGAGCCGGUUUAACUGUUUACCUGGGAGUUAAAGAAAGUAUUGAACCUAUUUUUACAGGUUUUCAGAAAAAAUGUUAAUGACAAAUACAGUACCAGUCAAAAGUUUGGACACACCUUAAAUUCAGUGUUUUUUUAUUAUUAUUAUUAUUAUUUUAAAUUGUUCUACAUUAUAGAUUAAUACUGAACUAAUCCAAACUAUGAAGAAAAAUAUAUAGAAUUAUUUAGUAAACAAAAAAGUGUUAAACAAGCUAGAAUAUGUUUUAGAUUUUAGAUUCUUCAGAAUAGCUCUUGCUUUUUCUUGGCUGGAUUUUCUCAGUCAGUUUUAUGAGGUAGAGUCUCCUGGAAUUCAGGCUUUCAGUUAACAGCUGUGCUGAACUCAUCAAGAGUUAAUUACUAGAAUGUCUUAAAAAACUUAAAUCGUUAAAUUAUUAAAAUUUCUUUAAUGUUUCCUCAAAUUAAGUGACUGCAAAAACCAUCAAAAAAUAUUAAUAUGAUGGAACUGGCACUCAUCAGGAUCACCUCAGGAAAGGAAGAACAAGAGUUUAAGUGCUUGUUCACAGAGUAUUUUAGUUUGUUUAACACUGUUUUUAAGUUACUACAUGAUUCCUUAUGUGUUCCUUCAUAAUCUGAUAGAUCACUUCACUAUUCAUUUACUAUGUAGAAAAAUUAUAUAAAAUUAAAAACAUUACAGGAAAAGGUGUGUCCAAACUUUUACAGACCUUUUCUCCUGCCUAUUGUUUAUAGUUUCUUCUAAAAUCAGCUGCUGGUAAACUUUCUACAGAGCUGGAAACUUUAAAAUGGUAAAUGUGUUUGACCAACUAGACCAUGAUGACCCUGAUGUGAUAUAAUUACUUAAAUAAACAAAUAAAUGAA
Messenger RNA from Astyanax mexicanus (Mexican tetra), 4526 nucleotides. RefSeq names its product protein GPR108. Gene Ontology annotation, biological process: transport. The coding region runs from base 142 to 1926 and encodes 594 amino acids. The transcript has 18 exons. NCBI's taxonomy places the organism in Eukaryota, Metazoa, Chordata, Actinopteri, Characiformes, Acestrorhamphidae. Gene Ontology annotation, cellular component: Golgi apparatus; membrane. The record is from RefSeq and is a predicted model, not a curated record.